Molecule: messenger RNA, 5386 nt
Organism: Malaclemys terrapin pileata
Lineage: Eukaryota; Metazoa; Chordata; Testudines; Emydidae
Gene: SLC9B2
Product: solute carrier family 9 member B2
Exons: 12
Coding region: 273-1904 (543 amino acids)
Biological process (GO): proton transmembrane transport
Cellular component (GO): membrane
Molecular function (GO): antiporter activity
Source: RefSeq, a predicted model, not a curated record
GUUAUCCGACCGGCCCUGCCUCCCUGCAGCGGGAGGGGGCUCCAGGCACCCAAGGCUGCAGCUCUGGGUCUCCUCCUCCCUCUCCACCCCCCACUUGUCCUGCUGGCUGGUGCACCGCAGCUGGGAGGGACCGGCACAGAGAGGAGGAGAAGCCGCGGCCGGUGGGGAGCAUCGUGCGCCCGGCCCCUCGCUGUACAGCUAGUCCUGCCCGCGUGGGCUGCCCCGGGAUCAGUGCGCAGCAGGACCUGCUGCGGGGCCCCAGGUUUGUCAACAUGGAGAAGGAGGAUAUUGUGGAGGAGAGUGAAGAUCCAGAGCUGUCUAUAGAGGUGGGAAAUGGCACUAUUCCCAUGGAUCAGAAAACUCAGGAGGUAACUGUCUUGGACUGCAAAGGUACAGAUGGAAAUGCACAAACGGAAGAAACUGCUCUGUUGCACAAUUGUGCAAGGCAACUUCAGAAACCGCUGACAGAGUCAAAGCCUCCAAGGAAACUGAGGCAAAUAUUUGCUUGUCCUCCUCAAGGCCUCCUUGCCCGAACAGUGACAAAUGUUGCAACAGUAAUACUUGUCUGGGCUGUGGUCUGGUCCAUCACAGGCAGUGAGUGUCUUCCGGGUGGGAACAUAUUUGGAAUUCUGUUUCUCUUUUUUUUUGCUGUCAUUGGAGGUAAAAUUUUUGGGCUCAUUAGAAUACCAACACUGCCUCCUUUACCUCCUCUCCUCGGGAUGUUGCUUGCAGGUUUUCUCAUCCGAAAUACCCCAUUCAUCAGUGACAUAGUCCAGAUAAAUCCGAAGUGGUCUGCAGCACUGAGAAAUAUUGCCCUUUCCAUUAUCUUGGUCCGAGCUGGGCUUGGCCUUGAUCCAAAGGCUCUGAAGAAGUUAAAGGCAGUCUGUUUAAGGCUUUCUUUCGGGCCCUGCCUCACUGAGACAUGCGCAGCUGCUGUUCUUGCCCACUUUCUGAUGCAUUUGCCAUGGCAAUGGGGAUUUAUAUUAGGUUUUGUUCUAGGUGCUGUCUCUCCUGCUGUUGUGGUCCCCUCUAUGCUGAUCUUGCAAGCAGGCGGGUAUGGUGUUGAAAAGGGUGUCCCGACCUUGCUAAUGGCUGCUGGCAGCAUUGAUGACAUUCUGGCCAUCACUGGCUUCAACACAUGCUUGGGCAUGGCCUUCUCUUCAGGUUCCACGCUUUACAAUAUCCUCCGAGGAGUCCUGGAGGUUGCAGUUGGCAUAGUAGCUGGUGGGCUUCUAGGAGUUUUUAUUCAAUAUUUCCCAAGUAAUGAUCAGGCAUCUCUUGUAUGGAAGAGAGCAUACUUUGUGUUGGGCCUGUCCAUGUUUGCUGUGUUUGGCAGCCUGUACUUUGGUUUCCCAGGAUCAGGAGGACUCUGCACACUGGUCUUGGCCUUCAUUGCAGGCAUGGGAUGGUCAAGUGAAAAGGUGGCUGUGGAAAAAAUUGUUGCAGUCGCAUGGGACAUCUUUCAACCUUUUCUCUUUGGUUUAAUUGGAGCAGAAAUAUCCGUUUUGUCUCUCAGGCCUGAAACUGUUGGGCUUUGUGUUGCCACACUGGGUAUUGCCUUAAUAGUACGAAUCAUUGCCACAUUCCUGAUGGUGUCUUUUGCUGGCUUUAACUUCAAGGAGAAAAUAUUUGUCUCAUUGGCAUGGAUCCCCAAAGCCACUGUCCAGGCGGCAAUAGGUUCCCUUGCCUUAGAUACAGCCAGAGGGCAGCAGGAUGAACAGCUGGAAAAGUAUGGAAUGGAUGUUCUGACAGUGGCAUUCUUGGCAAUCCUGAUCACAGCUCCAAUUGGAGCGCUGGUUAUUGGCCUGGCAGGGCCCAGACUUCUGCAGAAGGCUCAAAUAAGCAGUGGUGAAGAGGAGGAAGGUGUUGGAGGAGGAGAAGCAGAGAUCGCUGGGCCCGCAUAGGAAAGAAACAGUGGAUAGUAUAUUGGUCUCACAGCUGCUGCUACUACUUAGUAAACACAAUGUCUGUACUGUUUGGAAGGAAACUGAAAUAGGUAACAAUCCGUUACUGGUCCUAAGACAACAGCCCCCAUGUUUUGCAAAAUAUUUUUAACUGUUGCUAGAGCCUUAUGAGGAAAGAUGAAAAGAAAUAAAUGUACAGUAUGUAGGCUGCCUAGAUGAUAACUGAUGGGAUAGGAUAAUGGUCUAUGGUUAGUUGACGAGCGUGGGUGUAAACACCACGGAAGAAGUAGUGUUCAGGGUAUAUAACUGGAAGAAAUGAGAUGAAAUUUGAACAGAAGAAAAUUUAGAGUGAACAUCAGGAAUAACUUUCUCAUGUUGAGAUUAGAGAUUGGGGAAUAGGGGGUAAGACCCCCAUCCCUGGAGCCACUUAAAGUUAGACAGGAACAUGCAUCUGACAACUGGUGGACAGUGUAUGGAACAAUCCUGCAUCUAAGACGGUGAUUCUGAACCUUGUCCCAUCUGGGACCCCAAAACCUGUGUUUUCAUGCUGUGAUCCACCCAAGUCUCUUGCAGUCCUUUGUAGUUGCAGAGGAUUGUGUGAUUCAGUCAUAGCAAGAAACUGCAGGAGGGUUUGGGUGGUGAGUGGGUGCACUGGGGAUUGGGGUAGUGCUUGUGGGAGUUGCUUGCUGGAAGGCUGAGUUUGGAGCUGGUAGGGGGAAUGGCUGGGGGGUUGACUGGAGGGGUUGUUUACGGUUGGGAUGGCUACUACUAGGGAUGUUUCAUUUUCUGCUCCCUCCUGCACACACACAACUCAGGCUGGGUCUACACUACCCGCCUGAAUCGGCGGGUAGAAAUCAACCUCUCGGGGAUCGAUUUAUCGCAUCCCGUUGGGAUGCGACAAUCGAUCCCCGAAUCGACGCUCUUACUCCACCAGCGGAGGUGGGAGUAAGCGCCGUCGACGGGAAGCCGCAGAGGUCGAUUUUGCCACCGUCCUCACACGGGGUAAGUCGGCUGCGAUACGUCGAAUUCAGCUACGCUAUUCACGUAGCUGAAUUUGCGUAUCUUAAAUCGACCCUCCCCUGUAGUGUAGAUGUAGCCUCAGUCCUGGGACACCAGCAAACUUGGCCAGAGAGGUGGCUCAGCAGGGGAGGAUGCUUAGUGGAUGGAGCAGUCCCACACUCCCUGGGGGCAGGACCCAGGGCGGGGGAUGGAGGGGGAAGAGGGUGCUAAGCCCCUGCCUGGGCCGUGGUGCGGGCGGGGGGAAGGUGUCUGCUGUGGAGCCUGCAGGGCCAGGGCAUGAACAGGCUGGAAAUCGCUUCCCCCACACCACUCCAGAGCUUAGCUGAAAGGUGGAGAGGCAUCUCUAUGCCAGUUCAGUGUGGGGCUUUGGCACAUGCAGGGCUUGGCUUCUCCUGGCCAGUGCCCUGGGCUGGAGGAUUUUGGGCUUUCCAUGACUGCCAUGGCAAGUACCAUGGAAAGAAAGAGAGUGACCUAGAGAAACACUGCAUGGAGCAAUAGAGAGAGGAGCCAGAUCCAUCAACGUGGCACUCAGAAGCCUGAACAGACCAGCACAAAACCAAAAUGAAUGGUGGAAACUGGUGGAUGCCCUGCACACCUGAGGAUAAAGGAGAAGAAAGAAAUAUUUGAAUGUAUCUCUCCCUCCCACCCAGUUUUUACAAGAGAGGUAUGUACUUAUCAAGGUUUGUUAGCAUGGAGUGAUAUGGAUCUUUCUAGAAAGGCAGGUUCCAUAUGGAUUGGAAGUGCAGCAAUACCUGGAAAUGUACGUCUUGAUUGAUUUUUCCUUCAGAAAUCUCUCACCAGGGGGAGCAAAAGGCUCAGACGUGGGGGGGUUUUCUUAAUACAGGUUUCAGAGUAGCAGCUGUGUUAGUCUGUAUCCGCAAAAAGAACAGGAGUACUUGUGGCACCUUAGAGACUAACAAAUUUAUUUCAGCAUAAGCUUUCGUGGGCUAGAGCCCACUUCAUUGGAUGCAUAGAAUGGAACACACAGAAAGAAGAUAUUUAUACAUACAGAGAACAUGAAAAGGUGGGAGUAGCUAUACCAACUGUAAGAGGCCAAUCAAUUGAGAUGAGCUAUCAUCAGCAGGAGAGAGAAAAAAAACUUUGAAGUGAUAAUCGAGAUGACCCAUAGAAGGUGUGAGGAUAUUUUAACAUGGGGAAAUAGAUUCAAUUAGUGUAAUGACCCAACCAUUCCCAGUCUCUGUUCAAACUUAAGUUAAUUGUAUCUAAUUUGCAUAUUAAUUCAAGUUCAGCAGUCUCUCUUUGGAGACUGUUUUUGAAGUUUUUUUUGUUGCAAAAUUGCCACCUUCAAGUCUGUCACUGAGUGGUUAGAGAGAUUGAAGUGUUGUCCCACUGGUUUUUGAAUGUUAUGAUUCCUGAUGUCAGAUUUGUGUCCAUUUAUUCUUUUGUGUAGAGACUGUCCCGUUUGGCCAUUGUAUAUGUAUAAUACAAACACUAGUCUUCUUACUGUUGCAUCAGUCUUUCCCACACAUUCAAUACAAUCUAAUUCAGAUCUAAUUUCCAAAAUAACCUGUUAUAAAUUGUAUCUUCCUUCCCCACCUCUCAAGUUGGAAGCAAGCCUCCAACAACCAGUCCUUUCUAAUCAAGGUCAAAAUCUGCUCCUUCCAUUGGACCUGCCACCAGCCUUAAGCCCUCAAUUAGGUGUGUGGUAUUGCCUGCUGCAGUGAAAAAGCGCCUGAUGAUAUGUUCUCAGCGCCCCUUUUUCCAGCGGAACCUUGGAGUGGCAGACAAGCUCACUCUCUGAGGAGCUGCUUCCCCUACUCCAAUCAGAGGUAUGGAGUCAUUAAAACAUCUUUCAGGAAGAGAGCAUCCUAUAUUAUUGUGGGGAGGGAUAGCUCAGUGGUUUGAGCAUUGGCCUGCUAAACUCAGGGUUGUGAGUUUAAUCCUUGAGGGGGCCACUUAGGGAUCUGGGGCAAAAUCAGUACUUGGUCCUGCUAGUGAAGGCAGAGGGGGCUGGACUAGAUGACCUUUCAAGGUCCUUUCCAGUUCUAGGAGAUAGGAUAUCUCCAUUAAUUUUUAAAAAAUUAAUUAUUUUUUGAUUGAGGAGGGAGUACUGCAUUUGAACUCCAUACUGGUGUUCAUCUGCCUGCUUUUACUAACCAUACUGAAUUGUUUUUAUAGUACUGUGUACGUUUGAUGUACCCAGAGACUUUGGGCUCCCUUUAAUGUUGGCAGGGGGUUAAUCAAUUUUAUGUCCAGUGCUUACAUUGUUAACUCUAAGUUUAAAAAGGGAAAAAAACAUAUUUUCUUAAAAAAAAAAAAAAAAUGUUGUGCAAUUCUGAAAUGGCAUUGUGUGUGUGUGUGUGUGUGUGUGUGUGUGUCAUACAUACAUACAAACACAACAAAAAACUUCAGUAAAAUCCGGUUAAGAUUGAUAGAGUACUCAUAAUAUAUAUACAAUCAUAAAAAAGCCAGAAAAUGUAGUAAAGUUUUCAUUUAAACUA